AUGGUUGCUAUUCCAGGAGGAGUGUUCACAAUGGGCACUGAUGAGCCUGAAAUCCAGCAAGAUGGAGAAUGGCCUGCUAGAAGAGUCCACGUUAACAGUUUCUACAUGGAUCAGUAUGAGGUCAGCAAUGAGGAGUUUGAGAGAUUUGUGAAUUCUACUGGGUACGUUACUGAGGCAGAGAAAUUUGGCGAUUCCUUUGUGUUUGAGGGAAUGCUGAGUGAAGAAGUGAAGGCUGACAUCCACCAGGCAGUUGCCGCUGCUCCCUGGUGGUUGCCUGUGAAGGGAGCCAACUGGAAGCACCCUGAGGGCCCUGACUCUAGUAUCUCCAACAGAAUGGAUCAUCCAGUUCUUCAUGUUUCCUGGAAUGAUGCUGUGGCAUUCUGCACAUGGGCAGGGAAACGAUUACCAACUGAGGCUGAAUGGGAAUACAGCUGUCGAGGGGGCCUUGAGAAUAGACUUUUCCCAUGGGGCAACAAGCUUCAGCCAAAAGGUCAACAUUAUGCCAAUAUCUGGCAGGGAGUGUUCCCAACUAAUAACACUGCAGAAGAUGGAUACAAAGGAACUGCGCCUGUCACUGCAUUUCCUCCAAAUGGAUAUGGCUUGUACAACAUUGUAGGAAAUGCCUGGGAAUGGACGUCUGACUGGUGGGCUGUUCAUCAUUCAACAGAUGAAGUUCAUAACCCUAAAGGGCCCUCAGCAGGGACUGACAGAGUGAAGAAGGGUGGAUCCUAUAUGUGCCAUAAGUCGUACUGCUAUAGAUACCGCUGUGCAGCCCGCAGUCAAAACACUCCUGACAGCUCUGCUUCAAAUCUGGGUUUCCGCUGUGCAGCAGACACUGUGCCGGAGCUACAGUGA
Messenger RNA from Pterocles gutturalis (yellow-throated sandgrouse), 855 nucleotides. It is a transcript of the gene SUMF1, whose product is annotated as sulfatase modifying factor 1. The transcript has 8 exons. Gene Ontology annotation, cellular component: endoplasmic reticulum. Lineage: Eukaryota; Metazoa; Chordata; Aves; Pterocliformes; Pteroclidae. The record is from RefSeq and is a predicted model, not a curated record. Bases 1 to 855 code for a protein of 284 amino acids.